Saccharomyces eubayanus is the source of this 3309-nucleotide messenger RNA. It is a transcript of the gene TRS130, whose product is annotated as transport protein particle complex II subunit TRS130. The record is from RefSeq and is a predicted model, not a curated record. The coding region runs from base 1 to 3309 and encodes 1102 amino acids. NCBI's taxonomy places the organism in Eukaryota, Fungi, Ascomycota, Saccharomycetes, Saccharomycetales, Saccharomycetaceae. Gene Ontology annotation, cellular component: TRAPPII protein complex. The transcript has a single exon. Gene Ontology annotation, biological process: intra-Golgi vesicle-mediated transport; early endosome to Golgi transport.
AUGGGUAUAGAGGUGUAUUGUGGAUCAGUUCCCGUAAGCUAUUUUGACCCGUUUGACCUAUUCGAGAGCCUAAAGCCAGAGUUCCAGCAGAUCUUACCGUUAGACAAUGUACACUGGAAAGCUCCAAAUGGAACUGUACGAACAGUUAACAAGCUGCCAAUUGAAUUGAUUCCGGAAGAUAGAGGGGAUGGGGAAAAACCUAAUACUGAACAACCGUUUCUCAGAUUCCUUAUAGUAAACUGUAUUUCGAUUGACCAGUAUAGAGCAAAAGUACGCCCUCUAGUGAGGCAAUGGUUACCAAGCCUGGAAUCAGUAUCCUCAUCGACAGGAGAGAAAAUGAUAUAUAAGCCCAUUAUUCUGCUGUAUGCUAAUUCCGAAGUGGUAGAUUCUAACCUAUUCAAAUCUGUAUCUCUAAUGGAAAAAUUUGGUAAAGAUUUUCCGCAUAUACAAACUCUGGAAGUUCGAUCUGUCUAUAGGUCUCCGAAGGAUAGACAGGAGUUUUGGAACCAGUUUAGCCAACAAAUAAAGGCUUCGGUGUUGGUCAUCUUCCAGCAACGAUUGACACAUUUACAGCGUUCGUUGGCUACUCUGCAAAAGGGAAAUGAUUUUGAAGAGCAACUUUUAACAAGAGAAAAACUGUAUGAGCUGUAUGUAGCGUUUAAUAUUCUAGAAGACGCCAACCUAGAACUACAAAAAAUUAAAAGGGAGAUACUUCACAGGAACAUGAACAUGCCGGAUGGGCAACUUCAAAUACCAUUUGAGUCGUCCUCUAAGUCGGAUGAAUCUUUAAGUUCUAUAAUAAUUGAAGGUACCCUAGAUAAAUUUCAGCUGCAUAGGUAUUUUUUCAUUAGAAGGCUAAGACUUUUGAGAUUAGAGGAACAAACUUUAGCCGCGUUUGUGGGUGCAUAUCAACUAAUAAAGAACUUUAUUGAAUCUGUGUCAAUAGAAUACAAAAAAUCUGCGAGAUUAUUAGAGUUUAAGCAUAGUUUUUUAAACUCGAUGUUAUCAUAUUUUCCACGUGAGAACAUUGGCAAUGCGAUAUUGUGUGAGAUUAAAGCUGAAUUAUUGAUGUUAAAGCGCGAUAACUGGAUACAAGGUGUUAUGAUAGCGAGUGAUUUUAGGUUAAUGGACAAGUCUUGUCCAAAUACAGGUGUACCAUAUAAGUUUGAUCUGUUGAAGGAAACGUUUUCCGAUGAAAUAACCUUUCAAGAUAACUUCCUUAGUCUCACCAAAGAAAUCCUUUCUCUUUUCAACAUGUGUGAAGGUAAGCGCCAGAGGAUAGUUGAUAUAUUAUCCAUAGAGAUUGGGUUGCUUUACCACCAAAGAAAAGAAUAUGAACAGGCUGUUUCCCUUUUCCUUUCGUGUUAUGAAUAUUAUACUCAAACGAACUGGAAUGUCAUUGGUCUCAAAAUCUUGCAAGUUUUUAUAGACUCCUUAACACACUGCCCCGAGUUAGAAAUCUUAAAGAUUGAUGGAGAAUCGAUUUCUGCAUCGACUAUCCUAAGUAAUGCAUUUCUCAACAUAUUAAAGUUGUGCAAAGAUGAUAUUGACAAGGAAGCUUGGUGGAAAAAGUUCAUCGAUUUACAGCUGAAAAAUCAGGCCGACCUGAUUUAUCCUUUGGAUGGGCUGUUUGAAGUAAAUUUGAUUCCCAAGGUUGACAUCACAAGGGCAAAUGUUUAUGGCCUUGAAGUUGAUUUGAAGAAUUAUGGAUUUCCUGAAGACAUUAGUACAAAGGCCAUGAAAUUGACUUUAAAAAAUAUAAUGGGUGAUAUCAUUAUAUUUGAAACAGGUAAUAUUCUUUUGAAAAAAGGAAAAAAUAGGCCGGUAUUAGAAUGUAAAGGUAUCAUGUAUGGCGAAUUUUCUCCUCUGUCUUUUCAAAUUACUGUUGGAGGAAUUACUUUUGUUAAGGAUUUUCUAGAAACUCAAGAUGAAACUGUUGUAAUUCCGGAAUUGUACUGUAAAGAAAAUACCAAGGUCUUGAUCAAUCAGGCGCGUGACUUGAACCUGGGGGAAUAUGCACUUGAAUUAACAAGUGUGUGCCGUAAUCAUUUAGAAUCAUUACAAGUCGAGAUUGAAGUCCAAAAAAGCGCGAGUAACGUGAAGAAUGUACCUAUCAGUUUUUCUGUGGAUGAAAUUCAAGUCAAGAGGAGAUUCAAUAACUUGAUUGAGAACACCAGAGUGGAGUAUUAUUUAUUAGAUCAAACAACGGCUUUCGAUUUAGUAGUCAAAACAUCAUUCACCAAAAAAAAUAAACAAGACGUGUAUAGCGAGACUAAAAAAGUACAUAUUGAAUGCUACUUGCAGCUAUCAGUUUCAGUCGAAGAUAUUUUCAAAAAGGAUAUAUUUUUUUUUAAGUUCCUGUUAAACUCUUCUAUAAGGGAAGAGCCAGUGAUUUUGUACAGCUCGCAAUUAUCAAGUCCAGACACGCGGAAUGACUACAAAAUAGAGGGCAACUACAUUGCCACCACACCUGAGUUGAUUACAUUCGAUGGGAAUGAGAGUUUCAUAAACUGUUAUCAAAUUACAGCCAAUAUUAAUUUUGACUCAAAAGAUAUCUUUAACCUUAAAGUUAGAUAUAAUACACUGAAGGAACAGCUAGAUUGCUUUGUCACUGACGCAUUACUUAUUGAGGGCGAUGUUGAAUGGUUUGUUGGCUUUGAAAAGUGGAGAACGUUUUGGGAAUUGGAAAUCUUAAAAGAGUUAAAAUAUGAUUAUGAUGCAUUUAAAGAAAACAGAAUAAUUAAAUCACUAAAAGCUUCAAUAGAUUUGAAUAAAAUCAACUCUCGUUUAAUAAAACUGUCAAUGGAAAAGACCGUUCUCGACAAAAUGUUGCGAUGUUUGAAUAAAGUGGGCAAGGGAGUUGCAGUAUGUAAUACAGAUAUGGAUGAAUACGUGAGAAAUCUGGUACCGAAGCAAUUAACUGUCCCUGUACAAUUACCAGGUUUUGAGCAAUUCUUUCGCGUACGGUUCCACCCGAUACAAACCGAGAAUACCACAUCAGACAAUACCAUGGUUACUCUAGGCUGUCCAAUUCAAUAUGUGGUAGUCGUGGAGAAUCUUAGUGAACAAUGGGGACAAGACGCCAUAAAUGAUGGCGGGUAUAUUCUUGAAAUAUUAAGCAGUAAUGAGUGGUUAAUCCAUGGGAAAAAACGAGGCGCGAUAAAAGAGAGACAAAUGGAGUUUGAAGUUUAUUUAAUUCCCUUGAGAAAGGGUUAUCUAACUUUUCCGCACGUUGAAGUGACGAAUAUAUAUGGUAAAACCUGUAGAGUUGAUCAUUCAAAUGCAUUUGAGUCGAUGUUAAUCUUUUAG